This is a messenger RNA of Agrilus planipennis (emerald ash borer), 3135 nucleotides long. RefSeq lists its product as uncharacterized. The transcript has 9 exons. Bases 317 to 2515 code for a protein of 732 amino acids. Gene Ontology annotation, molecular function: RNA binding. Lineage: Eukaryota; Metazoa; Arthropoda; Insecta; Coleoptera; Buprestidae. The record is from RefSeq and is a predicted model, not a curated record.
AAAACUGGUAUGCUUUAACUAACAGUCGUGUAAAUUAUUUUAAAGAAAUACAUAUAAGAAAACAUUUCCGUUUUGAUACCUCUAUCAACACUAACAAAAUUUAAUUGAUUAAACAAGAUCACAGAUCGUUUUUGGAAUUUUUAUGCCAUGGACAAUGAGAAUGGGACCUUAGACAUAUACUCUUCAUAUACUUGAAUUUUAUCUGUCUGCGCUUUAUGAUCUUCUGCGAUUUAUCUGUUUGUCAAUUUCAGUGGAUGCAGUCAGAUGAGAUGCAAUGAAAUCGUAAUAUAAUUAUAAAUAUAUAUUAGAAUGUAAAAUGUCGGAUGCAGAAAAUGAUGAAGCACUACUUGGAGGAAGUGUUGAUGGGGAUGAUGAUGAUAGGGAUUACGACGAAGAUGCAUUACUGGCUGAUAAUGUUGAGGAAGAAACAGGAACUGAAGAUAUUUUGGAGUUAGAAGUUGAUGAAGUGGAUUUAGAUGAAACAUUUGAAAAAGAAAAAAAUGUAUCGAAAGCAAGUACAUCUGCAGUUAGUACCACUACAAACAUAGAUGACAGUAUUGCAAGUAGCGAUGCUGAGCAAACGGAGCGAAGUCAUCGUUUUAAAAAUGAACGAUUUACACCUGUAAAUAAGGUCAAGUCUAUACCAGAUACUCUAGAUAACGUAGCAAUUAAGGAAGAUUUAAAAUUGACAAACCAGAGACAAAGAAAUGUAAGAAGUAAAUUUCAGAAUGCCAAAGGAAACUUUCAAAACAAUCAACGGUUUAAUCAAAAAUACCAAAGAAACAAGGAAAGCUCGACCGUGCAUAUAAAUCCUAAUUUUAAGGGACAGGUGCAAGUUGGUAAUGAUGCUCGUUUUGUAUUGAAUGCAAGAAAGAUGGAUAGUAGAACUUCAUAUACUCAUCAGGAACGAAAUAAGAACAUAGCAUUUAUCCAACCAUGGGCUAAUAGUGCUCAUCUGCCAAUGCAGCCUCCAGGGUCAAUGGUUUCCAGUUCUUAUCAACCAAACUUUCAACAACCUCCAGUUUACAAUAAUCCCAAUAUUAAUUCAGCUUAUCAUCUACCCCCUCCUCCAGUGCAACCAUCUCAACACCAUUUACCACAUCAACAGUUUCAGCCAGUGGUUAAUAACUGGAACGAACUUCAGUAUGAUAAUAUUCAGGGUUUACCCAAUGAUCAGUCUCGCACAGUUUUGCAGAUACCAGUUGCGCCAGCUGCACCGCCAGUUCGCAGUGUGUUUGCAAAUCCAAAUUUCGGUUAUCCCACCAAUCAGAACAUUCCUUUCGGCACGAAUCAAAACGCUCCUCAAUAUACCCUUAAUCAGCCCAUUCCUUUUAGUAAUGCCGGCAACAGCUUAUCCUUUGCAAACCAGACUGCUCAAUUCACGCCAAACCAGUUUCAACAGCCUCCCCCUCUUGUCCCAUCUCAUUACAACCAGCAGCAACUCCCUACAGACCCAACCUACUCCCAAUUUUAUGUUCCUAACAAUCAAGUACAAUCUCAACCUUUCACCAAUCCUCCAUCUAAUUUUAUGCAGCAACAAAGAGAGGAGUUCAGUCAUAUGCCCCCUCCUUCUAACAGUAAUUAUGGUCAAAAAAUGGUGUUGAAAAAUAAUAGUAGUGCUAAUAUGAAAAGAAGUGGAUUUAUUAACAAACAUAAAUUUCAUACUGGAAAUUUUAAUCAGCCAAAAAGGCGCAUUGAGAACAAUAAUCUUGAACAAAGAAGGAAAAAGCGAUCUCUUGAAAGGGAGAAACAUCUCUACGAAGUGCCCAUAGACACUCAGGACACAACUGUUACUACUACCGAAGGUAAACAAGAAGUUGAAGAAGAGGAUGAGCUGACAAAGGAUUUAAGACUUAAAAUCGAGGAGCAGAAACGUCGCCGUGAAAUGUUUCUACGAGAAAAAGAGGAGCGAAGGAAGCAAGCCGCCAAGGAAAAAGCUAUGAAGGCUGGCAAUUCUUUCGAAUCUAAUUCAACCUCUGCUAUACAAAAUACUACACAAAGGAAACAGUUUUCUAAACAAAUUAGCAACGUUAAAAAGAACGUGGCGAAACAUCAGACUCUUAAAGUUGUGACGACAACGAAUCAGAUAAAUCCAAAUAAAUUCCAGCAGCAACAACAACAAACGUAUAGUAAUAAUUUGCAGACGCUUGUGACAGCAUCGGUUUUGAAAAAUGCUAACAGUAGUGGUGGUGUACGUAUUGUUUCGAAGAAGACUUUGGAAGGAGCUCCUACGUCCGGUUUUCUCGAAAAUCGAAAAGUCCUUGCCAGAGAUGACAAUUUGCCUGAUACAUCAAUUGUGGUUGUAAGCAAUCUCGCUGCCGGUACAACAGAUAUAAAACUUCGAAAGAUGUGUCAAAAUAUUGGCAAUGUUGAGAAGCUACAGAUGUCUCCAAAGGAGCGACAGGCAACAAUUCAGUUCAAAAGUGUUGCUUCCGCUCAUGCUUUUUUUAAGAAAUAUCAACGUUUUAUGCUUGACUUGUCAAUGAUACAAGUGACCCUUAAACAGGUGUCGUAAGACUUAUUUAAGGUUUCGCUGUUCUGAUUACCUCUUGUAUACUGUACGCAUAAGCAUUAAAUGUAUUUUUUAGGCUUAUUCUAUGAUUGAUUCUGUGUAAGAAGUAAAACUUAAGCUGAACAUUAAGAAACAGUUUCAGAUUCUAUUUAUUAAUACUACAACUGAGUGAUAGUAUAGAGGAAUAUUUAAAAUGACUUUUGCCUUAAUUUUAUUGUGAGUGUGAGAGGUUCGUCGUAAGUUUAAAACAAUUCUAAAUAUCUCUACUUAUUUUAUAAGGGAACAAAAAUCAUUUUAAAAACAUAUUAAAUAUGUAUUCCAUGUUAUAUUAUGUUGCCUUCUCAAUUACUUGUAUGCAUACUGCUUAUAAUUGCAUUUUGUUUUUUUUGGUUUAAUUCUCAGUUGUAGUGGGUAAUAAUUUUAUUAAUUAUAGGAAUUUUAUGAUUCGAUCUCUUAACACUUUUAAGGGAAUCUUUAAAUGAAUGUGUAAAGACUACAGUAUGAAAAUUAUGUGUUUUUAUGAAACCAUGCGUUUACUUAUAUGUUAUUAUUUGUUGCUCAUAUAUUGUGUUGUUAGUUUUUCUGUUAAUUUACUUCGCAGAAAGCCAUGUAUUUAUUUUAAA